Rhizopus microsporus ATCC 52813 is the source of this 1815-nucleotide messenger RNA. Its product is annotated as WD40 repeat-like protein. Bases 1 to 1815 code for a protein of 604 amino acids. The record is from RefSeq and is a predicted model, not a curated record. The transcript has 8 exons. Lineage: Eukaryota; Fungi; Mucoromycota; Mucoromycetes; Mucorales; Rhizopodaceae. Gene Ontology annotation, molecular function: protein binding.
AUGGAUCAAACCGAGAGAAGAAGUAUUAGUUUAAUACGGUCAAGCAGCAGCAUAGUAAUCAGUAGUAAUGAUCCAAAGCGCACUAUGAAGAGUUCAAUAAAAAGCAUAUCAAGACACCGUCGCCACCAGAACCGAGUGGGCAGCUGGUCAGCGUCAAGCACUGUUUCACAAGAUCAAAAUGAUAAAUCAACUCGAACUGUCCAGCUGGUAGGGAUACACAAUCAGCUUCAGCUUCCUAAUACAAAUAAACCACCCCAUAAUAAACCUUAUGUGAAGACCAAGACUAAAUUCAAGACAAGUAAGCGGUUUCAUCGAAUUGUGCUGGCACAAACGCUAGCAGUAGAUACCACUGACGUCUAUGCCACCGCUGGGUUAUCUGUGAAUGGCAUAGAUGAAGAAGAAGAUGCCAAACGCCCUUUAGACGCAAUAUGGGCCAUAAGCUUCAGUAAGGAUGGCAAGUAUAUGGCUACUGGUGGGCAAAACUGCGUUAUCAAUGUUUGGAAAGUAUUGAGAGACCUUGAUAGAAGCGAUAAUAUGAGUAUACAAGAUAUAUCACCUCAUCAACCAUCCAUCAAGGUGUUUCAUGACAUUCCCAUAAGAGUCUAUACUGGACAUAAAGCUGAUGUUCUCGAUAUAUGUUGGUCAAAGAGCAAUUUUCUGAUUUCUGGAUCCAUGGACAAAACUGUCAGGUUAUGGCAUAUAUCCCAGGACGUCUGCUUGUGUGUGUUUCGGCAUUUGGAUAUCGUCACUAGCGUAAAGUUUCAUCCCAAGGACGAUCGGUUUUUUCUUUCUGGGUCAAUGGAUAGCAGACUUCGGCUUUGGAGUAUUCCCGAAAAGCGAGUUGCAUUCUGGAAUGAAAUACAAAGUGGCAACAUGAUUACAGCAGUAGGAUUUACUAUAGAUGGUAAAACGGCUUGUGCAGGCGCAAGUACGGGAGAUGUGUUCUUUUUUGAGACUCAAGGCUUAAAGUUUAAUACCCAAAUCCUUGUGAAAAGCGCUCGUCAAAAACAUGGCAAGAAAGUAACUGGCAUUGAGCCUAUGCCUAAUCUGCCAUCAAGUGAAAACCGAAUUAUAGUGACAACAAAUGAUUCUAAAAUAUGGAUGAUCAAUAUAAAAGACAAGAGCAUCAUGUACAAGUAUAAGGGAUUAGAUAACACAACUAUGCAAAUAAGAGCCAAGUUCAGUGAUGAUGGACGUUAUAUCGUGAGUGGAUCAGAGGAUGGUCGCAUAUACCUGUGGUGUACAGACCAAGUGACAUACUUUCCAUUCCAGCACAUCUAUGAAAACUACAUCAAAUCACCUAGACUAAAUAAUAUAGAGAGCAAAAUAUUACGAAUUAUGCAAGAAGAAAGGUUACCUCAAUACCAAUCCCGUGGUAUAUCGGGAUGGCUGAAGAAAGGUGGAAGAAAAGUGAGUCAUAAACUUCGCAGUCUUGACGAAAGCUUUCAUGCGCAUGAACACAUUGUCACAUCAACAGCAUUUGCUCCAACAAAAACUAAACAAUUGCUGGCAAGUGCAGGAGGGGAUAUCAUCUUUGACAACACGCCUGUGUAUGCAUUUAAAGAAGUCGAUUAUGGAAAUACCACACAAAAUAGAACAGAUGAUAGUAGCGCAUCAUCAUCAGAGAAUCACUUGCCCAACUCAAAGAGCAAAAGAAACUCACAGCUUAUACUCGAUGAGGCAAUACCAGAGGAAAGGCAGUGUUUUAAUUAUCCCGAUAGUCAGAUCAUUGUCUCUGCUGACCUACACGGAUCAAUUAAAGUAUGGAGAAUGGACUCUGGUAUCUACGGCGCCGAAACGUCGCCGUCAUCUUGA